UUGGGCAGCAAAGAGGCAUCGCAUUUUCAGCAUUUUACACAUACUGUGCGGUAGUAGUCGUUACCUCAAAACUAAUUUUGUUCUCAGUCUUUCAACCGGCUGGAUUUAGCAGCGACAGCAGGAGCGUUAGCUACAGGAGUCAACAUGAACGGAAUAGGUGUUUUCGUUUGCUUCAGUUUGGGAUGCUUUGCAGGAGUUUUAGGCAAAGUGGAGAUCAUCUCACCGCCAAUGACGUUGCACGAGAUCAAGGGCGGAUCAGUAGUGUUUGAGUGUAUAGCCUCUGGAUUAGAUGACAGCAAUGCCAUGUCUAUGCAAUGGGUAAGACAGGAGGACCCAUCUCGCAACAUCAACAUGCGCAUCAUCUCCAUCAACGAGAUGAAAGUCUACGGGAGCAAUCGUUACAGCGUAAUCAAGAAGUCUGGAUUGCCCUCAGGUCAGAAAGGUUAUGACCUUGAGAUCAGUGACCUUGUGGUUGAUGAUGAAGGUCGAUACACGUGUUCGGUUCAGGGGGUUGGUGUGACAGAGGCGCAGAGUUAUACCCUUAAUGUAAUGAUUCCACCCAAGCUGAAUUUCUCCCAGAAGGAUCUCCUGCCAAAAAUCGUCAAAUUAGGUGAAUCUCUGACGGUGAUGUGUAAGGCCAGUGGGCGACCGAAGCCAACCAUUACGUGGAAAAAGUUGGGUAGCAACUUAGGAAACCAUACGAAGACAGUUAACAACUCGCUGAUCUUCCCGAAAGUGAAGAAGACCGAUACUGGAGAAUAUGAGUGUAAGGCGGAGAAUGGAGCUGGCAGUCCUGCUACGGAGGUCCUGGAAAUUAGUGUACAAUAUGCACCAGAAGUGAAUGUAAAAGAGGACAUUGUUUACUCAGGGCCCCAGAAGACUGCCAUCUUGACUUGUAUAGUUAGCGCAUCCCCCAUAGCCAAAAUAGAAUGGAUGUUUGCUGGCAAUGCUGUUGACCAAAAGAGGAGGAAUGUAAAAACGAAGUUUGUUGACUUGGGUGUCGGUGUUGGUAGAGAAGCCCAGUUGAUUAUUAACAAUGUUGUGUCCGACGAUUUUGGUGUUUAUAAAUGUAUAGCAACCAACCAGUAUGGUGCUGAUGAUAAAGUCAUUGAAUUAACAGGUCUCCCAAAGAAAGUAGAAAUUACCAGCAGUAAAAAAGGCUCGUACUCGCAACAAUACACGUUGACCUGGCAGGUCUAUUCACAUGAUCUACCUCUUGAUUAUUUCCUCAUGUUUAGAGUGCUGAAUGGUACCGAGCCUGGUCCAUGGCAUAAUUCGAGCAUUCCAGCUAAUGCAGAACCCAAAGCUACUGACCAUAAAGCCUUUUACAAGUUUAAACAACUUGAAGCCAACACAAGAUAUCAAGUUCGCCUCCAAGCUAGAAACUCAUUAGGUGUUGGUGAAGUCAGUGAUCUAUUUGAAUUUUCAACUGCUGAAGCCGGUCAAACGCCCCCACCCCCAACCAAAGCACCGAAAGUGACGGAGAAAGCGACCUCAAAUCAAGGCCAGACCAACCGGGUCUCGGACGGUCAAAGAGGGGCUGCCUCUUACUCUCUUCCAAGCCUCGCAUUAGGCGCCAUCUGUCUUCUGUUUUCCAUACUAAAUGCCAAGGCGUAAAUACAAUAAUUCGACUCAGAAGCGACAUGAGAACUUUAAUACAUCCUUGUCUUGCCAAACAAUAGUCGUUGCCAAGGAGACAGCGUCUGCCAUGACAUCCGACCUUAACUGUGAAUUUUAUUGGAGGAGACAAAUGUCAAGGGUCAGAAGAGUUCAAAGUUCAAGUUGGAGACCGAUCACUUUCAUCUCAUGUUUUGUCAAUUGCCUGUAGAUUUUGUAUAAAACAUUCAAUAAUGCAAUACAUGUACAUUAGUGUAUGAGCCAUGAUUAGUAUUUAAUGUAUGGACGAUUGUACAGUAAUGUAUGAGCUAUUGUAAAUUGUGGUCCGGGCAGUGCAAAGUAAUGCAUGGGCUAUUGUAAAUUAAGGUGGGAAAUUUAUACAUGUGUUAUGACAAUUAUACGUUAAUGAGCAUUUGUAUAUCAUUGUAUGGAUAUUUACACAUUACUGUACAUGUACAUGUACAUGUAUGGAUGACUAUACAAUGAGUAUUGAAAUUGAUAUGAAAGACUGGCCUAAUCCAUGUGGUCAAUAGGCCUAAUGCAUUUAAGCAUAAAUGCAUCAGGAAAUCGUUCUACCGUGGUUUGUGUAUGUAAUGGAUAAUCGUAUUGUAAUGUUGUCCAUACAUUAAUGUACAAUUGCUUGUGUAACGCAUUAGAAUUUUUGCGAGCGACCCUUCAUACCACUACAUCAAUUAAUGUAUUGGUGAGAAGAUAUCGUUCAUUGUUCUUUUUACAAUUGCACAUCGAUGCAUGCGCACGCUUUGUGUUAUGGACUGAUGUUCAAUUGUAGGGACUAUUGUGCAUGUUGUGUGCACAAAGUAAUGUUCAUUUCAAAUGAAAAAGUGAACAUUUAAAGUAUGGAAAAUAGUCUGUGCAAGUAGAGUUCCUUGAUUUUCAUACUUUUCUCGUACAACCUGCGUGCAGGGUGUUGCCUAGAUUGCGUGUACGGCAAAUUACAUGUGCACCAAAUAUAACUAAUUUAGGUAUGUCAUGCAGUUGUGAUUUUGACUGUACACAGUUGUAAAAUCAAAUUGCAUAAAUCUAAUGGUGAACCUUAGUUUCAUCUUGUAAAUCAUUUGUUAAUUGCAUAGAUAAAAAAUUUAACCGUAUUAUCAACAUACCACACACUUUUCACUCAUUUAGAAUGAACCAUUUACAUGAUUAGGUAUUUGUAACCUUUAUUCAACGGCAAAGUAAACUAAAAAAACGUUUUGUCCAAAAUACUGGUAACACAUAAUUAAUCUCAAGCAUGAUCCAUUGGCAUUGCAUUGAAUAAAUACUUUGUGUUGAUCGUUUUUUGACACAAGAAGAUAAUAAAGGGAUUAUACCAAAUUUAUAUUCGAGAGAUUUAUUCAUUUUACAUGUUUGACGUGCAGCAACGUUUAACGCAGGCCAGAGUUAUAUUGAUCAAAAGCCUUGAUAUAUACUGCAACAGUUUAUAUGGAGUCGUGUGGUUAAAUUGAAGUUUUUUUCAGCAACAGAUAGCAUAGUGAACUGCUUAAUAGCCCCUAGCUCUAAUUGUUGUCUAUGUAUCAAUUUUCUUUCACACUUUCUAAAAUGCUGAUGAAUCCCUUUGAGGAAAGAGACGAAAACCACAAAAUUAUCUUUGUUUAGGAAAAACAAAAUAAAUUUUGUAAUCCGCCAAAGAAAAGUUUUGUAGAGGUUUUUGCGAAACUAGAGAUAGUGUAAAAAUGUGUUGGUUUGUUUACAGUAUAUGUUCUUCUACCGUGUCUACCGGCAAAAUAAUACUAUGAUACUGGAAAUGUAUUUUAAAGGGAGUCUAUAGACAGGUGGUAGGUCAGAUUAAGUUUGCAAAGCCACAUAUAGGGGGCUCUUCUUCCUCGCAGUACAUCAAAACUAUUCACGCUUACACCUAUUUGUUUUUUAAUUCUGCACCGAACACGACAAAGUCCCCUGAUCGUGCAUAUUAUAGUCACCUGAAGAACAAUAAUUUGACCCCAUAGCUCCUGCCUAUAGUUCCCCUUUAAAAAAAUGUGUACUUCCUGACAUUUGUACUCAAGCUCAACUGGAAAUUCACUGUGCGGGAGCACCGCUCUAUUAGGAAUAGCAAAUUUGGGAUGUUCUAUUUUAAGGAGACUAAACAUAAGCAGUAUUCAAACCGUUGAAAGUACGCCAAUCUAAGCCUACUCGGUGUUGGGUUUGUUAAAAAAUAUGAACAUUUCUAAUUGUGUUAAUACCUACUGAAUAUAAAUGUCGACUGACUAUAAAUGUUAACUUAAAUGCCAUCUUUUAGUGAAUAAUUGUACCACGAGCCUGAAUAUUUCUAUUCACCUGAGCCUUAAACACCAACGGUGUAGGUUUCCUUCAUUGGGAGGUCACUCUGCAUUCACACACUGUAUUUAAUAUGCCUUAGUGAUAAGGACACCUCUUGAUGGUGACAACUCAGUUCUUGUAUUUGAAUUCGUUGCACUGAUGUUCCAUUUCACAUCGAAGUAUCCUUCGAACUUAAAAGAGGACAACUACAUUUGUACCCAAAACGAAGCAUUCUUUAGUUGUCCUUGAUAGACAUCUAAUAGAAUAACCCCAGCUGCAGAAACCGGAUUUGAGGGAUAACUUGGGCGCGAGAUAUAUAAUGUGUUGGUUUUUCACACAAAAAUGGCUUCCAGCAGGACCGUGACUUCUUCAAAAAGCAUUAAUUUGCAAUAUACACACAACAGACAAAUCAUUAGCAAAAGUCAACUAGCCGCAGACAAGCAUUAUGAGAGAUCAGCAUUAGUGUGAUACUACACGUGGCGGUUCAUGGUGGCAGGUAGGCACACUAUCCGUGUGGCCACCUGAAGCCCACGCCCAAGCUGUUCCUUUGAAGUCAUGAUAUUUUGACAGGAUUCAGAAACUAUACGAGGAGUGGGUGCGGGCCAGGGGUUUUGUACACUUCAAACAACCUGCGGUAGCGGAAAAGUUAAGGCUUAAUUAAGUCUAAGAUUAAGAAUGCGUAGGCAAUAUCUAGCCUAAGGUACAUAUGUACGAGAUGCUGACGAGGGAUCUUCUACAGGAUGAAUAAGCUUCUAUUCAAUGACUACCGCCAGCAGUGUACAUUUUAUUGGCUGGUUGUCGCCUGUGACACGCCUGCAUGUACGAUAGUUUAACUAAUUUUGUAGUGCUUAAUAACCCAGUAAGAAAAUGGUAGUUUAAUGAGGUGAGACCGCUAGAAGUCAUGUGAUGAUAAUAUGGCACCUUCUUGAUGUCAUUAGUUAACCUGUGUGAGAGGGGAAAAGCUCCUGCAUCAAAAUCUAGAUUAUUCUGUACGUCAAUUCCACCGACCUCUAAUCAACAAGUUUUUCGACACAGAAAGACAGUGUAUUUGCUAAUAACUAAUAUCUCUGUCGCCAGGCACCUGCCCAGAUAACAAUACCUUAUACUUUACUAGCUGGUGGCUAUAAACCAACUGGCUGCAUCCUAACGAGGUUCGAACCUUUGACUUUCCGUUCAUGAGGCAGUCGCCUUAACCUCUAGGCCAUCAGUGUUUUCUAAUUCAGACAGGUGGACAAGAACAAAAUCUGGUCGUCUUCCGUUAUCUUUUAAUGAACCCUGGUGAUAGUGGUUCGUUAAAUGUAUCUUAAUGCAUGUUUGAAAUAAGUUCAUGCAUCUAUUAUAUGUGUUUUCUGCUUAAACGCCCAUUCAGUUCAUUCAAAAAUUAGACUUUGGAAAAGUCCAAUUGUAUAAAUAUUUGCUGGUAAUGAAUUUCAACAAGGCUGUUGUGUAGACUGAUAUGUUCCAGUAAAUUAGUGUGCAUGCAUAAUGACGGCACCACGGAAGUGUUUAUAUAUGAUUAACUCAGCCGCAAGACACUACAGUAAACAUGAACAGCAUAGGCCUUUAAACAUGUAGAGCUGUGCAUAUUUCAAAGUUCAAAUUUGACAUUUUAUCCAUGCCCCAAUAAAUAUUAUAUAUGUAAACUGUUGGUUUCGUUUAUAAGCUAGUGAGAAAUCGAAUUUUAGAAAUCUGCACAUUUGAAAUACCUAGCAAGAUGAAUGAAUAUUCUGUUGCAGGUCCUAUUCUACAAAAGCGAUUUUUGCGACACCGGUGUUGUAUUUUGUAUUUCAUUGAAAUAUAUGAUUUAUUCAGGUCUGAAGAAGAGUCAACAUACACAUGCGCCAUACAUGUAGUUCUUUUUCUCUUGAGCUGCUUGGUAAAUUCUACCGAAACUGUCGGUGAAAUAAACAAAAAGAAAAAUGUGUUGUAAAUUAAGAGUGUGGUGAUGUAAUGUAGGCCCAUAGCUUUUCGGUCAUCGGGGGGGG
Molecule: messenger RNA, 5876 nt
Organism: Lineus longissimus
Lineage: Eukaryota; Metazoa; Nemertea; Pilidiophora; Heteronemertea; Lineidae
Product: opioid-binding protein/cell adhesion molecule homolog
Exons: 13
Coding region: 145-1617 (490 amino acids)
Cellular component (GO): neuron projection
Molecular function (GO): protein binding
Source: RefSeq, a predicted model, not a curated record